GAGGGAUGAGUCUCAUCAUCACAUGGUCCAUCCAUAUGCCCGGAGAAAGUGAGCGAUCAUCGCAGUCUCUGCGCUCUCGAAACUCAAUCAGAGAGUAGGCGGCAGUGUACAGCAGAUGAACUGAGAGCAGAAGAGCAGCCAUGAUAGCGAGCCUGAGCCUGCAGCUGUGUGCGCUGGAGGAGAGCUGAGGAGUAAAAGUCUCUUCUCUUCUCCUCUUCUCUCUCUCUUCUCUUCUCUUCUCGCUGAGGAUGGCAGGGAUGCUGCGCGCCGCAUCACUCUCUCCGGCUCUGUGAAACAAACGCACGGUGCCCUGGACGAGCCGUACGGCAGGACCUGUGUGUGUGUGUGUGUGUCUGCAGCUCAGUGGAAUGUUUUCAGAUCUCCCCAAGGUGCUGAUACUGGGGGCCAUCGCAGCGGCCUCUGCCUUCGUGGUCACCAUCCUUAUCGUCUUGGUGUGUGUGGGGUGUCAGAGAAAAAGCAAGAGCAAACAUGGCCAAGCCAACGGAGGGGGUCAGAAAUUGGAAACAGCUGCGCUGCGCCAGUCCAAGCUGAACUCAAUGAGUAAAUCUGACACCCGCCUGCAUGACAUGCACAGGCUGCCCUGCAACGCCAACGGCGCCCCUAAGAGCCGGCCGGCCAGCAUGGACCUCCUGCUCCUGCAUACCCGCCGCUCCAAUUCUGACCUCCGACCCAGCCCGGCCCGCCAACUGCCUCGCGUUCCCAACAAACCUGACAGCGAGGAACGUGAGCACACCUACUCCGAAGUUUCCCGCCACGCCUCUCCCACGUCCCUCCCACCAGAUGACGGCCUGUAUGAGAGCGUUGGAAUCAAAGGGGCUGAUAAAGCUGCUCCGCCUGCUGCCCUUGUCCCGCCGUCAACCAACACGCCCACUCAGCGCCGAGCCCACAGCCCGACGUCCAGUGGGAAUGGCCAAGGUGGAAGCAGAGGAGGCGUGAGUCAAGAGGCGGUGACGGCAGAAUACGCCUCUAUACGGAAGAUGAAGAAGCUGGAGCGCGGCAGGAGGGAGGAAGUGGUGGAGGAUGGAGAAAGGGAGCACCAGAGCGUGUCCAGCAGCGAGUCCUCCAGCAGCACCUUGCCUAGGAAAUCCGUGGAACCAUUUCACCUACCCAAUUUCCCAAAGGAGGCGGUCUUCAUGGGCAACGGGGAGCAGUACAUUUGGAAACCACCAGAAGAGGAUGAGAUCAUCGUGCCAGGGGUUCCUCAGCUGGAGAACGGACACAGCCAUCCCACCGCCGUGGAGAUCUCUGACAUGUACUCUACCGUUUGUAAGACCCUGAAGAGGAGACACCAGCAGGGCCAGAGCCAGGAGGAGAGCAGGCCGAUGGCCUCUGCUGCGCCCCAGGAAGAGGACAGGGGUGCCGCGGGCUGGCCCGCUGCCGGAGCCACGGGGGAAGAGGCGUGGGGGAGGACCGGCUCCCAGGAGGAGCCCUGCUAUGAACCUGUGGGCGAGAAGACGUGGCCCCGGGGCCUGGCAGUGGAGUCGGACCCGGCUUACGCCACCAUUGAUUCCCACCGGAAAAGGGAGAAGCUGGCCAGCAACACGCUGAAGCCCAAAAAGAAGCCCGCCCAGGGUCCGGGCAGGGCCAUGACCUGCGAGAACUUUUACGAGACAAUCGGCGAUGUGAAGCAGGGAGCAAACGCAGCGAGCACCACCACUAUCUUUACCUUUAACGACGGCAUGGAAAUGUACGUUACGGGGCUAUAAAAAACAGCCUGACUUAAACCGUCAAAUGAAACACACCUACAGAGGGGGAAAGAACAAACUGCAGCCCUCUUGUUGUGACAAAUCAAAAGAUACACACAGCUUACAGCUGCCAAACACAUGCAAACCUACAGUACAUAACCAUAUGACCAAUGUAUAUUUAUUGGAGAGCAACACUCAUGCAGACUAAA
Molecule: messenger RNA, 1915 nt
Organism: Rhinichthys klamathensis goyatoka
Lineage: Eukaryota; Metazoa; Chordata; Actinopteri; Cypriniformes; Leuciscidae
Exons: 7
Coding region: 369-1727 (452 amino acids)
Biological process (GO): B cell receptor signaling pathway; T cell receptor signaling pathway; intracellular signal transduction
Cellular component (GO): plasma membrane; membrane raft
Source: RefSeq, a predicted model, not a curated record